UGGAUCUAGACAGUCUUGGCUACUGGGUUCCCUCACAUGCCCCUGCUGGCCCAGACUCUAAUACUGUCUAGGGCUUUGUUUCUUAUAGAAAAGUAGGAUUGUAGUGGACCCCAUCUUCAAUGUGGAAUGCUGAAGCCCCUGCUGCUGUUUCUUCUUUCCCUAGAUACUGAAGGGAAGGCAUAUGCUCUGCAGAAUGACUCUGACUGUGGGCUCUGGGUAUCUGAGACUCCAGAUGGUUCUAGAAAAGUAUUGGUCUCCUAUACUAGCUGUUAUGUCUUUGAAUGGGAUGGCAAUUACCUCGUGUAGGUUGGGACUGAAGGAUCAGAUGCUGCUGGACAAAAGAUUCUUCAUGAAGAGAAGCGGCUCAGGUGCCCUGUGGACCUCCCUGCCCUGGAUGCUCCAAGCAGUAGUGUCUGUUCUGCUGUCCUCAGCCAAGACCAGCUGCCAUGUCCCUCCUUGCCUAUCAGCCAGGGAGACUGUGAAGUGCAAGGCUGCUGCUACGAUCCUAGGGACAGGGUGAAGCCUUGUUACUUUGGUAGCACAGUGACAGCUCACUGCACACCAGAUGGCCAGUUUUCCGUUGCUGUCUCUUGGGAUGUGACCUUGCCAGCUGUUAUCCUGGACUCUGUGCAACUGGCCAGUGGACACAGUACUAGCUGUGUUCCUGUUGUAAAAAACAAUGCCUUUGUUGUGUACUGGUUCUCACUCUCUGCCCGUGGCACAACUUUCUAGGUGACUGGAGACCAGGUCAUAUAUGAGAAUGACUUGGUGGCAUCCAGGGAUGUGAAGACUGGGAGCCUUGGCUCUGUCACUAGGGAUAGAACUUUCAGGUUGCUUGUCUGCUGUAGUUACUCUGUCACUGGGAGCUUUAUUCCCUUGAGUCAGGUCUUCACAUUGCCACUGCUCCCUGAUGUGUCCAGUCCAGGUUCUCUCUUCUUGGAGCUGCGUGUUGCCUCAGAUGGAAGCUAUACUUCCUACUAUACGGACAGUGACAAUCCUGUUGUAAAGACUCUGAGAGACCCUGUUUAUGCAGAAGUCAAGAUCCUUCAGAGAACAGAUCCAGAGCUGGUUUUGGUCCUGCACCACUACUGGGUGCAGUGGCCUGUUUUGGUGGAUGGGUGCCGUUAUGCAGGGGACAACUAUCAGACACAGCUGGUGCCUCUGAGUCUUGCCUAAGGACUACUGUUUCCCUCUCCUUACCAGUGUUUCACCCUCUACAUGUUCACCUUUGUAGACUCCGCUUCCCAAGAAAUGCUCUCUGGGCUGGUGUACCUGCACUGCAGUGCCUCAGUGUGCCACCAGUCUGUGCAGGAGUCCUGCACCAUCACUUGUCCUGUUAGAGCCAGGGUUAAAAGGAGUGAUGAACAUCCUCUUCGGGACAGUGCCUCCCAUGUCUCCAGCAAAGGCCCUGUGAUUUUUCUCCAGGAUGAGCUAAGAUGGAACAUGUCCAAGGGUGGCCUCGGAGCAGCUGUGAAUGCUGCAGCCCCCUGGGCUCUGGGGUUUGCUGAUGUAGCAACUGGGGCAGUUCUGUGCAUGGUGCUUGUGGCUGCUGUGCUGUGGAGAAGGAAGGUGCCUGUAACACAUGAAAUCAAUGUAUUGUAAUAAAGCAGCUGUCAAACUUGAUUGGUCUGUGGGACUUCUUCUCCCUAGCUCAGAGCAGAU
Messenger RNA from Athene cunicularia (burrowing owl), 1662 nucleotides. RefSeq names its product zona pellucida sperm-binding protein 4-like. Gene Ontology annotation, cellular component: egg coat. Gene Ontology annotation, biological process: prevention of polyspermy; binding of sperm to zona pellucida. The record is from RefSeq and is a predicted model, not a curated record. Gene Ontology annotation, molecular function: acrosin binding; structural constituent of egg coat. Lineage: Eukaryota; Metazoa; Chordata; Aves; Strigiformes; Strigidae.